Orycteropus afer afer is the source of this 669-nucleotide messenger RNA. RefSeq names its product olfactory receptor 4C11-like. Gene Ontology annotation, cellular component: membrane. Gene Ontology annotation, molecular function: G protein-coupled receptor activity; olfactory receptor activity. Bases 1 to 669 code for a protein of 222 amino acids. The record is from RefSeq and is a predicted model, not a curated record. The transcript has 3 exons. NCBI's taxonomy places the organism in Eukaryota, Metazoa, Chordata, Mammalia, Tubulidentata, Orycteropodidae. Gene Ontology annotation, biological process: G protein-coupled receptor signaling pathway.
AUGUCGCACCUUCGCUGGACAGUGGACAAGGAAGGUUGUGUCAUCCGCAUCUUUGCAGCCCAUUUCUUUGGGUGCAUGGAAAUCUUUGUCCUCAUCCUCAUGGCUUUUGAUCGUUAUGUGGCCAUUUGUAAGCCCCUGCGAUACACAACCAUCAUGAGCCGGCGUGUCUGUGUUGUGCUGGUGAUUCUGGCCUGGGUGGGGUCUUGUAUCCAUUCCUCAGCACAGAUUUUCCUGGCUUUGCAAUUGCCCUUCUGUGGUCCCAAUGUAAUUGAUCACUAUUUCUGUGACUUGCAGCCCUUAUUGAAACUUGCCUGCAUGGACACUUAUGUAAUAAAUUUGCUGGUUGUGACCAAUAGUGGAGCCAUAUGCAUGGUGAGUUUCAUGGUCUUGCUUAUGUCCUAUGGUGUCAUUUUAUACUCUUUGAGAAACCACAGUGCAGAAGGAAGGCGAAAAGCUCUUUCCACCUGCACCUCCCACUUUCUUGUGGUUGUCAUAUUUUUUGGUCCAUGCAUAUUCAUAUAUACACGCCCACCAACCACAUUUCCAAUGGACAAGAUGGUGGCUGUGUUUUAUACGAUUGGGACACCCUUGCUUAACCCUCUGAUCUAUACACUGAGGAAUGCAGAAGUGAAAAAUACCAUGAAAAAGUUAUGGUGUAGCAAAUUAUGA